AGAUUACACUCGGGACUGGAAGGUGCUUGACGUUAUGGUUCAUAGAUCCCUUGCUGCUCGGAUUGGAUUCGUUGUUUCAUAGGUCUCUUGUGGUUUGCAUCGAUAAAAAAUGGAGUGUAAUGUUGGAUCAUCGGAUUCAUUAAGUGAACCAGUCAAUGAAAUAGGUAAUCAUCUAGAAUGUUGCUAUAUUUCACCAAUUGAGGUUGUUUGGCGCUUGCCGAAGAGAAUGGAGAUUCAUUCAGUAUCUAGGUUCUCCAAGUGUUAUGUCACGAAGAAAAGCAUCUCAGUUCACAAUGCGCCAAUGUUGCCAUCUGCAAAGCCAUCUCCAAGCAAAGAAAAGAUGAUUCAUCCAUCUACAAAAAGUAUCAAGAGUGCGAUCAUCAACGGACCAAAGGACUCAAACAACAUUACACCACCCUCUUGCCAACCUGCGGCUAUUGUCAUCGAGAAAAAACAAAAUAUGUACUCUUUAGAUAAAAGGAGCAUUCAACUUACAGAAGGCGAAACCACCAACAAAGAUAUCAUUGUGCAAUCAGGCCAAGCAAGGGAAACAUAACAUCAUUAAGAUGCAUGCAAGCAUCAGAAUAAAGUUGCAAAAAUAAAGUUGUUUUUCAACAUGCAGGACAUCGUCAAAGAUGCAUCCAAGAACCAAGAUGCAUGCAAGAACCUACCAGCUGCACAUCCUUUCUACCUAAACUUAGUAUAUAUGUUCCAGUUCCAGUGACGUGUGGUACAGACAUAAGUAAAUGCCAUGUCAA
Molecule: messenger RNA, 758 nt
Organism: Triticum aestivum (bread wheat)
Lineage: Eukaryota; Viridiplantae; Streptophyta; Magnoliopsida; Poales; Poaceae
Exons: 5
Coding region: 110-556 (148 amino acids)
Source: RefSeq, a predicted model, not a curated record